Molecule: messenger RNA, 1682 nt
Organism: Apus apus (common swift)
Lineage: Eukaryota; Metazoa; Chordata; Aves; Apodiformes; Apodidae
Gene: RNF182
Product: ring finger protein 182
Exons: 1
Coding region: 60-797 (245 amino acids)
Source: RefSeq, a predicted model, not a curated record
CAAGUGACCUCUUCGUCCCUUGACUCCUCUUUCCUCAAGUCUAGAAACCAUCAGAAGAAAUGACCAGUCAACAACCAGAGGAGCCUGUGGAGACUCAGAGCUCAGAUGAGCUUGAGUGCAAGAUCUGUUACAACCGCUAUAACCUGCGGCAGAGAAAGCCAAAAGUGCUGGAGUGUUGUCACAGAGUGUGUGCCAAAUGCCUUUGCAAGAUCAUAGACUUUGGUGAUUCCCCACAAGGAGUCAUAGUAUGCCCGUUUUGCAGGUUUGAAACUUGCCUGCCAGACGAUGAGGUUAGUAGUCUUCCUGAUGACAACAACAUCCUUCUGAAUUUAGCUUGUGGGGGAAAGGGAAAGAAGUGUCUACCAGACAACCCAACAGAACUGUUGCUGACUCCCAAAAGGUUGGCAUCUCUGGUUAGCCCUUCUCACACCUCUUCCAAUUGCCUGGUUAUAACAAUCAUGGAAGUACAAAGAGAGAGUCCCCAGACUCUGAACUCAACCCCUGUGGUGGAAUUUUACAGGCCUACAAGUUUUGACUCUGUUGCAACUGUGUCCCACAACUGGACAGUGUGGAACUGCACAUCUUUGCUCUUCCAGACCUCAAUUCGGGUGCUAGUGUGGUUGCUAGGGUUGCUGUACUUUAGUUCCUUGCCUUUAGGGAUUUAUUUACUGGUAUCUAAGAAGGUCACCCUUGGGGUUGUCUUUGUAAGCCUUGUUCCUUCGAGCCUUGUUAUUCUCAUGGUUUAUGGCUUUUGCCAGUGUGUUUGCCAUGAAGUUCUAGACUGCAUGUCAUCUUGAUAAAAAAUACAGUCAAUGUAUGGCCACAUGUGUAGCACAGUUGAUUUCUCCUGUCUUUGUAUUCUUAUUUAUUCUUAUUGUUGUCUAUCCCACUAAAUGGAAGCAGUGGCCCUAGUUACACGGUCCUUUUUUUCUACUUGAUUUUAUCCCCCCCCCCCCCUCCUUUUUUUUAAGCUAAAUAAUGGAAAUAAAAUUUGCAUACUGAUUUUAAGAGGUCAAAUUGUAAAAAGGGAUAAAGCAAAAUUGCCAAACUUGGUGCCUCCUGCUGCUGCCACUAUUCAUAUGAGUACCCUUUUCCUUUCUCUGGCUUAUCAUGCCAGCUAAGGCUGCAGGAUCCAACCUAGAAUAAAUGAGUAUAACGGGCACCUUCCAGGUCAAAGAACAGCACCUCUUCAUCCAGAGUAUCUCAUGCUUCGGAAUAUCUUUCAUUUCUGCCAGCAAAUGAAAUACCUUUAUUAGUUAUUACUAUAAAAAGAAAAAGACAAGCUACCAUUGCUUUUUUCAGUUCUUGUUAUAGCAAAAAUACUUGUGGGAGGCCAGUGGUCGAAGUGGUUUUGAUUUCUGUGACAUGAGAAAUCUUUUUCUAGGGUUUUGUUUUUUUUCCCCAAGCAGAAGCCCACUUUACUCAUCAUAUAGUUGCAGCUUCCUCUGAGAUAUUCCUGCUAAUGAGUACUUUCAGGAACCCAGCCAAACAUUUGCUCUUCUCUAGGUGCACUUCUUUCAGUGUGCAUCCAUCUUAGGCUUCCCUUUAAGAGUUCAGAGCAGACUUCUCUAGCUAUGCUUUCUUAUGGUUACCCUCCCAAGAUUUCCACCACCACACCAUGUUUCCAACCUAUUAGUCCUCAUAACAAGUUGCCUGAUCAACUUCAUGCACAUCUAUCCUGU